Messenger RNA from Lates calcarifer (barramundi perch), 2124 nucleotides. RefSeq names its product motile sperm domain containing 2 (gene mospd2). The record is from RefSeq and is a predicted model, not a curated record. Lineage: Eukaryota; Metazoa; Chordata; Actinopteri; Centropomidae.
GAGCCAAAAUGGCGAACACGGGAAGUCAGUUUCAUACUUCGCACAGAUUCAUCUGAACGUUGGUAAGCUAACUGGCUAGCUCAACAAGGAACUAGAUAUCCGGACACGGUUGAACAUGGCUGAACUUGACCAACACGAAGGAGAGCAGGACCUCGAAAAGAAGAUUGAGGAGACGAGACAGAGAUUCAAGAAUGAGUUCCUCCAAGAUUCUACAGAUAAAUAUGACUCCAGGGAUGUGGAAAGGCUUCAAACAGAUGAUGCUCUGGUGGAGGGCUACCUGACAUGGAGACUUUAUGAUGUUGGUGAUGCCUUGAAAAUGAUUGAUGAAAGUCUUCAGUGGAGAAAAGAAUUUGGGCUGAAUGAUCUCACUGAGAGUACUAUUCCCAGAUGGAUGUUCGAGACUGGUGCUGUCUACCUCCACGGCUAUGACAAAGAGGGCAACAAGCUCUUCUGGUUUAAAGUAAAGCUGCACGUUAAGGAUGCAAAAACAAUCCUGGACAAGAAGAAGUAUGUUGCCUUCUGGCUGGAGCGGUAUGCAAAGAAAGAACCUGGGAUGCCACUCACUGUUGUGUUUGACAUGGCAGAGUCUGGCCUCAGCAAUAUAGACAUGGAGUUUGUGAAGUAUAUUAUCAAUUGCUUCAAAGUAUAUUAUCCAAAGUUUUUAUCCAAAAUGAUCAUUGUGGAUAUGCCUUGGAUUAUGAAUGCGGCAUGGAAGAUUGUGAAGUCGUGGUUGGGUCCUGAGGCAAUCAGCAAACUAAAGUUUGCAUCCAGAUCUGAGGUCCAGACAUUCAUAGGCCCUGAGUACCUGCCACCUCACAUGGGUGGAACGGACCCCUUCAAGUAUAGCUACCCGCCUCUGCCUGACGAUGACUUCCAAACGCCCAUCUGUGACAACGGGCCCAUUGUUAGUGAGGACGAGACGGAGAGCAAAGAGGGUGAAAUGGAGGGCAAAGAUGCUCUUGAGUCCAGCUUCAACUCAGAGGUUGCGGUAAAGCCCAAAAAGGUAAAUUUCCUGGAGGAUAGUUUGAGGGCAGAGGACAAUGAUAAAGGAGACACAAGUGCAAGGACCAAAGGAGCCAGGAAGCCACAGACCACCUUCAAAGGCCUUCUGCUAGAUGUUAGUCCUGCGGAGGAGCUCAGCUUUGGUUCUGGAGAGACAGAAAAGAAAUGUCUCAUUAUUCUGAGCAAUGUCACCAAAAAUCAAGUGGCCUUCAAGGUGCGGACAACAGCACCUGACAAGUACAGAGUGAAGCCCAGUAGCAGCUGCUGUGAACCAGGAGCCUCAGUAGACAUAGUGGUGUCCUUACAUGGAGGUUCACAGGCCUCUCCACAGGACCGAUUUUUGGUCAUGGCAGCUGAGAUGGACAAUGCUGGAUCACAAGAACUUGCGCAAUUCUGGAAAGAAGUACCAAAAACCAAGAUCAUGGAACACAGAUUGCGAUGCCAUGUUCUGGAGAGCGUGAAACCAACAGUGAGCCCUCUCAGGGAUAGUCCUGUGGAUACAGGGACCAGUGGGCAGCAGGAAUUAAACACAGUGCUCAUGCGAAUGACAGCCUGCAACUCACGGCUGGAGCAGAAGCUGAACACGUGUCUGUGGGUGCAGAAGGUUCUUAUCGGGUUGGUGCUGGUCCUAGUGGUAUUGAAUCUGCUGUGUCUCUACCUGCUGGGUACAGGCCAGCGGCCAUCUUGACCUGCCACAUCUCCCCUCCGCCAAUAUUUGUCAACCACAGACACACAGACGGCUCCAGUGGGACUACAGUUGACCACCUGAGGGACAGUCGUCGUGCGCAUCCCUCCCCUCCCUCGCCCUCCCCAUAGGCCGCUGUCAUGGAGAGGAGGAGUGCUGACUUUAGGGACAUGUGAGUUGUUGUGGAGUUAUAGUAUGACAAGCUUGUACUUCUCUUUUCAGGCACUUGAGAGCUACUAUAACAGAGACACUUUUUAACAAUGUGACAUCAAAUCAUUAAUGCAUUUUUAAAACGGAUUAUGGAAAAAUAAAUGUGUAUUUAUUGCAAAAGUCACAAUAUUUAGGAAAGAUGAGUUAUUUUUGUGAUCACGAUGUACAAUUUUUUACAUUAUAUAAAUCUACAGGAUAUAAAAUAAACUUAUUUUCAACUAAUCUUA